CGCCCCUUUGCCGGCUCGGUGAUAAGACAAGUGAAUGCACGGCUACGGCUGCACGAAUUUUUUUCGCACACUUUUCUAAGGUCAACCAAACAAGCGCCGUUCUUGCCGAACCAGUUGUCUUCCGCUUCAGAAGCCCGACCUGGAAAACAAAUUGUCAAGCAUUCUAUUCAGAAGUAGCAAAUAAAGCUUGAAGAUGAAGAGGAGCAGCUCAGAAAGGGCCGGUGAGAAUCCAUGGACUGAGAUCCAGCAGGAACCGGCGAAGAAGGCCAAAUCAGAAGACGUCCCUCUGAUUAUUAUUGAAGAUGCUGGAAUUGUCGAACUUCCUUUGCCGCCAAAUCCCACUGGUGAAAAUGGACACCAAAAUGGAAAUGGGAAUCUUGAGCACCAAAAUGGAAAUUCUGCAACUGGAGACGCUGUCGACGGUAUCGGACACCUACCCAAGGAAAAUGGGGAAAAUGGCCACUCUUCAGGUGACAGCCCAGGGUUGACUUUAAAAGAUGCUGAAAAUGGAAUGGAUCCCAUCUUUGAAGAUGAUGCAAAUGGGCCUUCAACCAUUGAAAUCGCUGGAGGCUCUCAAAACCAGACGGAGGAAGCUGGAAAGGCUGAGACACUCGAGACUGAAGAUGAAGAAAAUAUGGAACUUAAACUUGAUGAAGAUCAACCCACUGAAUCACAAGAUGAGCAGGUUCCGGAGCCAGCUGGCGAACCUGCUGUGAACCUUCCAUGGGGCCCAGGAGCAAUCAGUUUGAGGGAGAUGAUUGGCCACACUCUUAAAGUGAACGCAGUUGACAUAAAAGACAACAUCCUUGUAUCUGGCAGUGAUGACACAACUGUGAGGGCCUGGGAUUUGGUAAACAAGAAGGAAAUCUGUUCGCUUAACUGCAAGAAAGCUGUAAGUGCUGUUCUCGUUUUGGACAGAGAAACCUCACGAGAAAUUGUGGACAGCGGAAACGUUGUUAUUAGUGGUGCAAAGGACGGUUCUGCCAAAAUAUGGGAGAUCCCAUCUGGCAAUUUGAUGAAGUCCUUUGACUUAUCGUCUGGCAUCACUUGCAUUGCCUACAUUCCAUCAGAUGCUCUUCUAAUUUUUGGAACUGAAAAGGGCCAACUGGAACUUGUUGACACCAAAAGUGGCAAAACUCUCAGCUCUGUUCUUGCCUUUGCUUGCCCAGUUAUUUCAUUGAAGGCUGCUGCAGGAAAGAUCUUUUGUGGAGACCUUCACGGCUGUUUGCAAACUUGGUCCGCUAAGGACAAGAAGCUGAAUCUCUACCGUACGUCAAAUGCAAUUGAAAAUACACGACGCAAUUUGUCAUCGCUCGCUUUGUGUGACACAAACAACAUAAUUGUUGGGAUGCAAUCAGGAAGUGUGAAGAAAAUGAACUGGAUAAAUGGAUCUGUUAGCAAGCUCCGAGCUGGAGCUGGAGACAGUGUCGAUGCUCUUGGAGUUACUGAUGACCUCAUAAUUGUAACCACCUCUAAUGAAGAGAAAUCAUAUCUACAUUUUUACAAUCUUGCGUCUGGCUCCUAUUUGGGAAGUGCCCGAGGUAAAAAUAAGAUGACCGCCCUUGCUGCAGCAAUGUUUCAGGACUACUUAGUUGUUGCUUGUGGAGGUGAAGAUUUGGAUCUUUGGGUUUGCGGUGGUCCAGAUUUGUCAGAAAUUGGAUUUGAGAUGGUUGCGACUUGUCAGUUGCCUCAGCCAGAAAUCUUGGAGGAAACUGACAGUGAAGAUGACGGUGAGGAGGAUGAUGCAAAAACAGAUUCGUCAAGCGUGUUCGGCCGUUGCAGCAUUAUGUAAAAGGACUAAAAGGUAUUUGGCCAGAAAUGUAUAAAAUACAAUAUCAAAGUAUUCAGUUCAAACAAUUGCCAGCCUUGUUAAAAAAGGAGGUUGUUUUUUUUUAACUGCUGCAGUUGAAGAUUUCUCAUUUUAAAUCAAAGACGUUAAAUUUUACCUUAAGUUUAUGCACCCAUUUUGUCCAAACGUGUUUUAAGUAUUGUAUAAAUUUAAGCCAAAUUUCUCAAAAAUUGCCCUAGAGCUCCAAUUUGUUUAGGAAAUAUAAUAUUGAUAUUGAACUGUUAGGCUUAAGAUGUUCCAUUUGGAACUUGAUUUUUAUCCCUGCUUUAUUUCCACAGAACACAAAACCAAUUUUAAGUAAAGACAUGGUAACUUGUUUGAUAUUUUAAAGUGGCCAACUUCACAAAGGUACUCAUUUUCACUUUGCGCAAUAAAUACUCAUUAUAUACGA
Molecule: messenger RNA, 2240 nt
Organism: Neocloeon triangulifer
Lineage: Eukaryota; Metazoa; Arthropoda; Insecta; Ephemeroptera; Baetidae
Exons: 9
Coding region: 194-1792 (532 amino acids)
Molecular function (GO): protein binding
Source: RefSeq, a predicted model, not a curated record